CACUAACCUAAAAGGAAUCAUGGAAUGACUUUGCUUUCUCCUUACGUUUUGAAGCACAGGUUUGGGGCCUAUGAAUUUCAGUUUGCUGUUUCUUGGCCUUCUACUCUGGACUACAUCAGCCCACUCUAGGGUUUCUGAGGAGCAAAGUGAUGAUGAACUUCAGGGUAAAUGAUGAAAGACACUUCCCUCUCAACUCUAUGAUAGGAAGAAUGCACCUGAUGGUGCCUUGGGCAACGUGACAUUUUGUUGAAAUGUCAUGAUGCCCGUCUUGUGGUACCAACAUGCUGAGACCGCUUGUGUAAGAUAUUUUGAGUAUAGACUUAGGAGGUCUAUAAAAGCCGAGAGUUAUUACAAAUUUUUAAACUAGAAAGGCAAAGUCCAUUGAAACAGCCUAUAGUUAUUAAUCUCUCCUAAACUAAAUGUCAGCCUCUAGCACCGCUUUAAGCAAAAAGCUUUUGGGGUCCUUUCCCUUUAACCAGUGGUCAGUUCUUCAGAAAACCACCAAGGAGUGUUGCCAGCUGUGAUUGGUCUAUCUGUUGCCCUGACAUCAGGAGAGCCAUUGUGAUGUCAUUCCAACUGCCUAACAGCUCCCUGGCUUGGCCUAGGUUCUUGUUCAGUUGGCCCAGGAAGCUCUUUGGAGGCAGCCUGAAGGACUUGGACGACAUUACUGGUUUUCUCUUGUCUUGUUUUUGUUUGCUUUGUUGUUUUGUCUGUCUGGUUUAUUUGUUCUUUCUACUACGUUGGUUCUUAUUUUCUAUUUUGCUUUGUUCUUUUUUCUAUUUUUCCAUCUCUCUGCCCCUCCCAUUUUUACUUUGUAUUCUGUGUAUUUAUUUUCCUUAAAUAUUCAUUCACUUAUUUUUUUUUAUUGUCACAGGCUAAAUGCAUUUUGUUGUUUUCAUUUUGUCCUUUUUGCUGUGUUUCCCCCAUUUUGUGAUUAUUUUCUCAUUUUUGAUCCUUUGAUCUAAAUAGGACCAUUAUAAGACUUAUUGAUUAGAAUUGUUACCAUAGUUAAUAUAGUUGGUAUUGUUUUACUUUUUAGCAUUUUUAGCAUUCUGUGUGUUUUCUAACUUGUAAUUCUUAAUUUUGAUACAAUUGGUUUAGUGAUUAAUAUACUGUAGUUCAUAUAGUUAGCAUUCUUGGUUACAAAUAUUACCAUACUGAAUCUUGUUAAUUUUAAUUGUGUCAGUUUUGUUUGUUUGAUUUUCAUUUGUUUCCCAGUUUUCAUUGUUACCUAAGGUGACUGUUAAGAGUUUCUAGUGUAACACUGCAGGGGUGGGUACCUCCCACAAUGGAAGGCCUCACAGCCUUCAACAGUGAGGAGGAGGUCCUGGAUGGGUACCAGGUCCUCAAGAUCACCGGCAAGGGCAGUUUUGGGCAGGUGGCACUGGCCCAUCAUCUGGAAAGUGGGACCCAGGUGGCUGUGAAGAUGAUUGCGACAGGUGGCCAGAACUCCCGCAGGUUCCAGCAGUUCUGUGCAGAAGCAGAAAUAAUGAAGGGACUGCAUCAUCCUCACAUUAUAAAACUGUUGCAGCUAAGGCACACGGCACAGAGAGGCUACAUUUUUAUGGAGUAUGCGAUCAAGGGAGACCUUAGAUGUUACCUGAUAGAGCGAGGCUGCCUACAGGAUGAGGAGAUACGCCCGAUAUUUUACCAAACAUUAUCAGCUGUGCAUUACUGCCACGAGCAGCGCAUCGUGCACAGAGAUUUAAAGCUAGAAAAUCUCCUUCUAGAUGACAAUCUGAAUAUCAAGUUGACUGAUUUUGGGCUCAGCUGCAAACUGGCUGAUGGAGAACACCUGAAGUGUUUGCGUGGGACCCUUCAUUAUUGUGCCCCGGAAGAAUUCCGAGCUGAGGCGUUCAAUGGGUACAAGGCUGAUGUGUGGAGCCUGGGCGUGGUCCUGUACACCAUGGUGACCAAGUCACUACCUUUUGAAGGGAAGGAUUUUGUACACCUGAAGGAAACCAUCCUGUCCGCAUACUACAGAAUCCCCAGCUAUGUCAACAUUGAGCUUGAGAACCUGUUGGACAGGUUACUGACCCGAAACCCUGAGGAGAGGCCCACAGUGGCAGACAUCAUGGGCCACCAGUGGCUCCGUGUAGGACAUAAAGCACCUGAAACAAGUGAAGAGUUUCUGUUUCCUCCCAAGGAACAGGAAAUAUGGGAAUUCCCAUGGGGCCCACGCUCUCAAUCGUGCCUUAAGGAAAGGGAUGACCCCUUGUCCUCUGUGCCACACUGUGUGAAAUCCCCACAGAAGGGCUACAGCAUGCAGGAACUAUGGGGACACAGAGAAGUGGAGCCUGUGGUGUCUCCUCAGGGUCCCGAAGCUCUAAGCUGCCUUGAGGACCUUGGCUUCCAGCUGGACCAUAAAGCAGGCUCCCUGCCACCCAGGCUCCAAGCCACUUCCUUGCCCGCUGUGCUGCAGAAGGGCCACACCAAAGUGAAGCCCAUGCUUCAGGCCACCCCCGCUGCUCAAAGCUGUCCCAUUCUCCAGUGCCUCCCUGGUCACUCAGACGGCAACAUCAGAGCCCAUGAGUGUGCCCUUUGCAACUCCCAACCACUGCUGCUUGAAGAGGAACAAUCAGGGCAGAAUGCCUGCCACCGUGCUCCCAGUAUGUCUAGCAGUGUGUCCUGCAGGCCAGACAGUCCCCAAAUGGCCAUGUUGCCAAGGAUCCUCGCAGCCUGGGCAGCCCCCAGCAAGGACUCUCUGACCUCCCUCUCCAUGCUGAACAGCAACAGCAGUGACGAUCAUUUCGAAGUCAGGAGCUGCUCCCGGGGAGCAUCAGAGAAACAGAGCAUCCCAGGAAUGCAACAGGAGGAGGGGACCUCAGACACUCAGGCGAAAAAGAGCAAGAGUCGCCAGGGGAUUGGCAGGAGGAUUGUCAGAUUCUUCACCUGGAUAUGUUGUAUCCUGCCAGCCCCAGAGGAAAGCCCUUGAGUCCAGAGUGGAAAGUGGCAUCUCUGUAGCCUCUUGGGAGAUGCCCAAGAGGAGGAGCUCUUCCAUGAGAAGUGAAACAAUUAAGAGAUACGUGUUUCUUGUCAGGAGCUCCCCUCCUCUGAUCCUGUUUCCCCUGAGGAGAGCUAGAAGAAGAGUCUGAAAAGCCUUUGUGACAAGUUGGAGUCUGGAGUUCCCAGGAUGAUGAAAGCCAACCGUGUGCCUGCCCAGAGAAAUUGUGCUUGGAUACAUCCACCUCCUCGUUCAUGUGAUGGUAGAAUACAAGUAGAAGACCUGGACGCACUCUGGAGUCUGAGGAGAGAACUGAUUGUCAGAGAAAUCAAUUGGACUGCCUGAGGUGCUGUCACAAAAAUAAAGAUAGGUUUUGGACAAAACGAAAUAGUGGAGAACUAUGUUCAGAGCAAUGGAAGGAUGCGAUUUCAAGGAACGCAUCAGGACACAGAAAGGUAAACUGCCUAAGCUUACUGUAGGAUUCCCAUUGUACACUUCAGAUUAGAAGCAGGGCAGUAGGUUCUAUCUUAGAAAGUCCAAAUGCUGUGAUGUGUACAUGGGAUUUCCUGUUGGGCCUUAAGUCAUGAGUGUGCAUGUUUGACACUAGCGGUUCACAUGUCAGGCAAGUGAAUGUGACGUCAGAAGACGAGGAGGUUUAGCAGGAAAAUCUCAGCUGACUAUCAAGAGGGAGGAACUAACAAAUGUUCCUCCUCUAGUUGACAUAAAUCUGAGAACCGAAUAAAAUGCCUUCCCUUUCAAGGGUCUUAAAGACUCGUUUUCUAGUAGGAAAUCCGUGAUGUCUGAUUAACCAACCACUUUAAGAAAAAGCAAAUUGAGACACUCAGGAUGUUGUACAAUCAGAACUUGUCAAACCUCUCUUCUCACCUUUGUCUUAAUGUCUUGAGAUGUAAACGAAGCGGAGCCAGAGAAGCAGAGAACCUGAAAUGCAGUGUGCGGAAACUGCAAGAAGAUGGUGGAGAACUAUGUUCAGAGCAAUGGAAGGAUGCGAUUUCAAGGAACGCAUCAGGACACAGAAAGGUAAACUGCCUAAGCUUACUGUAGGAUUCCCAUUGUACACUUCAGAUUAGAAGCAGGGCAGUAGGUUCUAUCUUAGAAAGUCCAAAUGCUGUGAUGUGUACAUGGGAUUUCCUGUUGGGCCUUAAGUCAUGAGUGUGCAUGUUUGACACUAGCAGUUCACAUGUCAGGCAAGUGAAUGUGACGUCAGAAGACGAGGAGGUUUAGCAGGAAAAUCUCAGCUGACUAUCAAGAGGGAGGAACUAACAAAUGUUCCUCCUCUAGUUGACAUAAAUCUGAGAACCGAAUAAAAUGCCUUCCCUUUCAAGGGUCUUAAAGACUCGUUUUCUAGUAGGAAAUCCGUGAUGUCUGAUUAACCAACCACUUUAAGAAAAAGCAAAUUGAGACACUCAGGAUGUUGUACAAUCAGAACUUGUCGAACCUCUCUUCUCACCUUUGUCUUAAUGUCUUGAGACGUAAACGAAGCGGAGCCAGAGAAGCAGAGAACCUGAAAUGCAGUGUGCGGAAACUGCAAGAAGGGAGCUGGCAAGGGAACAGCAGGAGCUGCUGGAAAGGAGAGCAGCUGUGAGAUAAAGGAAAAUCUGAAACUGGCAGAAGAAGAAAUGACAAAAUCCAAGUGGGUUCAGACUGAACACCCAGCACCACAGG
Molecule: messenger RNA, 4627 nt
Organism: Oryctolagus cuniculus (rabbit)
Lineage: Eukaryota; Metazoa; Chordata; Mammalia; Lagomorpha; Leporidae
Source: RefSeq, a predicted model, not a curated record